AUGAAGUCUAAAUUUCAACAACCAACACGAAAUUUAGUAUCAAUACCCAAAUAUUCCAUUUACCAUUUCUUUCAGAAGAAAGAUACAUACAAGGAUCCUAAGGGUCAACAAAUAAGAAUUUUUAAAAUGCCCAAGUUCCUGAUCCCGACCCUAAUUCUCUUGUCAUCAGCCUUCAUAUACCACCAAGCAUUCUCAAAAAAAGAGACCAUUAUCAAAAUAAAUGAGGAUUAGUGA
Paramecium tetraurelia is the source of this 234-nucleotide messenger RNA. RefSeq lists its product as uncharacterized. Lineage: Eukaryota; Ciliophora; Oligohymenophorea; Peniculida; Parameciidae. The record is from RefSeq and is a predicted model, not a curated record. The transcript has a single exon.